Molecule: messenger RNA, 2121 nt
Organism: Fonsecaea multimorphosa CBS 102226
Lineage: Eukaryota; Fungi; Ascomycota; Eurotiomycetes; Chaetothyriales; Herpotrichiellaceae
Exons: 2
Coding region: 1-2121 (706 amino acids)
Biological process (GO): cellular response to starvation; regulation of DNA-templated transcription
Cellular component (GO): nucleus
Molecular function (GO): zinc ion binding; DNA-binding transcription factor activity, RNA polymerase II-specific; RNA polymerase II transcription regulatory region sequence-specific DNA binding
Source: RefSeq, a predicted model, not a curated record
AUGACGGCCUCAGAUGUCGAGGAUGGGCACUCUCAUUCGGCCUCUCCUGAGGACAGUGGGACCGAACACGUCCAAGUGAAUAUGGCCCAAGGUCAGAGCAAGAACGACGUAAAAAAGCAGCAAAAUGGAGCCCAGUCCACCAAUCCAAAGGAUCCUUCUCGUCCCCGGAGGAAGAAGGCACGUAGGGCAUGUUAUGCUUGCCAACGUGCCCAUUUGACCUGUGGUGACGAGAGACCAUGUCAAAGGUGCAUAAAGCGAGGACUACAGGAUGCGUGCCAGGACGGCGUCAGGAAGAAGGCAAAGUAUCUGCAUGAUGCGCCUAAUGAAGCCCUCAUGCCUGGGGUUGGAGGAAACCUCUACAACCAAGGAAGUGCGAACUCCAACUCGAGUGUAGGAAAUGACACCCCCCAGCAACAAUCGUUCUUCCAACAAACGCCGACGUACAACAACUUUCCCACGCCCUCGCACAUGCCUCCCCCAAUGCUCCAUGAGAGAAGUAUGAGCACGACCAGCUUCCCCCAGCAGUCUCCGCUCUCAACCAAUUUCCCCAAUGUCGCAUCGCAAGUUCCUCUGCAAAGCCCUGUCAUGGGUGCUGAUCAAUCCAAUGCCGCCAACAUGACGACAGCAGGCUGGCCAGGGCAGAUGUAUAGCGAUGAUCCCAUGUUCAACUUCGACAUUGCGAGCAUGAACUUUGGCAAUCAUUACGGUGCAUUGGAGUUUGGCAUGCUUGGUCAUAUGGCGACAAAUGCGGGAGACACUCCCCCCAGCGAUACGGCGACACGAAGCGGGUCCAUCACGCAGUAUCGUAUGCCUUUUGGCAGCUUCAGCGAGAGCCCUACGGCUCGGCAACAGAUGUACGGCGAAACGAUGUUGCCUGAUUGGUCCAACGGGACCGACCCCUAUGGCGCCCAUGGACACGGUCGCCAUAUGGCUCCCAACGCCUUUGCGAUAGAAUCGAACGCGGUCAAUUGGACCUCCCCUGACACGAAUGGCACACCCAACAAUGCUGUCAAAUUCGAAGAGUCACCCUUGAUGACCAACUCAGGCCUCCAAGUUCCCCCUUCUGCCUUGGACGGGGGUCCGGUCAUUCAUUCUACCGGAACCCUGGACGCAAGGAACAAUCGGCCCCCUCCUCCUAUAUCGACUCCGCAGUUGAAGGCCAAAUCUGCGCUGCCUGUCAAGGCUUUGAAGCGGCCCAAAGAUCCGUCGUCGAUCUACACGUCCGUCACCCAACCCUAUCCUUAUACGGCAGGGUUCCACAGCUUCAUUGCCUACCUCCAGAAACGAUUUGCCGCACAUCCUUCCAAGACGCUUGCCAUAGCGAAAUCCUUGGCGUCGAUCCGACCGUCCUUCAUUGCAACGACCAAGACCUUGAACCGGGAAGACCUGAUCUUCAUGGAGAAAUGUUUCCAGCGGACGUUGUGGGAAUAUGAGGGUUUCAUCGAAGGUGUAGGCACUCCAACAAUUGUGGCGAGGAGGACUGGAGAAGUUGCGGCUGUAGGCAAGGAAUUCCAAAUCCUCACGGGGUGGACGAAGAAUGUGCUGCUCGGUCGGGCGCCCAACCUGAAUGUGAACCGCGGUCACUCCGGGCAAACGCCUGGCACCGGUUCUGGGACCAACACUGCACGGCAUACAGGGACUAACACUCCUACGCAACGAAUGUUGUUGGAGACGGAGAACGGCGAGAAACGACCUCAACCGGUAUUCCUUGCGGAACUGCUUGACGAUGAAUCGGUGGUGCAGUUUUACGAGGAUUUUGCGCGACUGGCAUUUGGAGACAGCCGCGGCAGCGUCUGCGGCAGGGCCAAGCUCCUCAAGUACCGGACCAAGGACGACGAACUCGCCCAGAAUCUCCAUGUCGAGGCUGAGGCGCGAAGCGACGAGCGCCAAGUUCCACCAGAGCUGCGACGGCAAGACAGCUCUCGUCGUCAACAUGAGAUGAAACGGGAGCGCGAUGGUAUAUCUGGCGAAAAGGGCAUGCAAAAACUGGGAUCUGCCGAUGGGAAAGUGGAUUGCACAUAUUGUUGGACGGUGAAACGUGACGUUUUCGAUAUACCCAUGCUUAUUGUUAUGAAUGUGAGUUGUCCGUUCGCUUUUGUUGCUUUUGACAGGCUAACAUGA